AUGAAGAUCACACAAGCCGCCACAAGGACAUGGGCCCGCCAAGCUGCGCGAGCUGGCACCCCAGCUUUCCAGCUUCAACAACAACGAGGAAUUUUGGGAUUGUCCAGUGCCAUUGAUACUCGGCUCUACCGAAUGGCCAAGGGUGUCAUGCCCACCAUUUCGGCUACCGAACAAACUGCUUUGGGAUGUGGAACCAUUGGCUUUGACCGCGACAUCUUUACUGGAAAUCCUUCUUUGAAAAAGUUGGUGGAUACCUACCAGCCCAAGUUGACUCCGGAAGAAGAGGACUUUAUCAACAAAGAAACCAAUGCGCUCUGCGAUUUGAUUAAUGACCAUGAGGUCACCAGCAAGCGUGACUUUACCAAGGAGGCUUGGGACUUUAUGCGCGACCAGAAAUUCUUUGGACUCAAAAUCCCCAAGGAAUGGGGCGGAUUGGGAUUUUCCACUCAGGCCGUCUCUGUCAUUUUGGCAAAAUUGGCCAUCCACUGUACCGAUGCCAAUGCCACUGUGGCAGUCCCCAACUCGUUGGGACCUGGGGAGUUGUUGGUCCGAUAUGGAACACAAGAACAAAAGGAAUAUUUCUUGCCUCGUUUGGCCGAUGGAACCUUGAUUCCUUGCUUUGGUUUGACCGGUCCUCAUUCUGGAAGUGAUGCCACGAGUUUGAUUGGAAGUUAUGGUGUUGUCGAAGAGCGUGACGGAGUCGUGGGAGUGCGUGCAACCUUCAAGAAGCGAUACAUCACAUUGGCCCCUGUGGCUGGUGUUGUGGGCAUUGGAUUGAAUCUUCAGGAUCCCAAUGGAUUGUUGAAGGGAAAUGGAGGCGAAGGUUUCACUGUUGCCCUAUUGGAACGCCACCACGAAGGAUUGCGCAUGGGACCUCGUCACAAGCCUUUGAAUGCAGCUUUUAUGAACGGAACCGUUGAAGGAGAGGAUGUCUGGAUCCCCAUGUCACACAUUUUGGGUGGGCAGGAGCGAUGCGGUUUCGGAUGGCACAUGUUUGUGGAAUGUCUCGCCGAAGGACGUGGUGUCAGUUUGCCUGCUGGAGCUGCUGGUAGUGCCCGUGGUGUUGUCACCGCCGUCGGUGCCUAUGCCCGUGUUCGAAAGCAAUUCAAGGUCCCCAUUGCCGAGUUCGGAGGUAUCCAAGAGGCGUUGGCGGAUGCUGGAAGCGAUGGUUUGAUCUGUCUUGCUGGAACCGACCUCAUGAAUGCCAUUAUCGACAACCACGAGGCUCCCAUGGUCAUCUCCUCUGUCAUGAAGCAAAACUGCACAGAGCGGGGACGCCGUAUCAUUGAGCGCGCCAUGGAUGUCGCCGCUGGAAGUGCCAUUUGCUUGGGAGACAAGAACUUGGUCGGAAACCCAUACAUGAGCAUGCCCAUUGGUAUCACCGUUGAGGGAGCCAACAUUAUGACUCGUUCCUUCCAAAUCAUUGGACAAGGUUUGACUCGGUGCCACCCACACAUGAUUGAUAUUAUCAACGCCCUUCAAAUGCCCAAGGAACAAGAGGCUGAAGCCACCAAGAUUUUUGUCAAGCAAUUCUACAACGUUCUUGGACACGGUGUUUCCAACUUUGGACGCUCCAUCUCCCGUGGUAUCAGCUCCUCCAUCUCCACCAAGACCCGCUCCAAGACCGCAUACAAGGAUGGCGAUAAGUUGUUGGCGUACCACGAGGCCCAGCUGUUGCGUCUCAGUGCCAACUUUGCCAUGACUGCUGACUUGUGCUUCACUCUUGGUGGACGCCUCAAGUUCGAAGAGUUGCUCAUGGGACGUCUGGCCGAUGCCUUGGGUGCUAUCUUCUUGGGAUAUUCCACACUGCACCACUACACUCGUCGCCGAGGAGUCGAAGGACUUGAAGCUAUUACAGAGCACGCUAUGCAACGCUUGGAGUACGAAGCUCAGGAAGCUCUUAAGGUUGCCUCUGACAACUUCCCAGGUCAAUUGGGACCAAUUGCCGCUGCCACAAUGAAGGCCGGCUGCUUCCCAUUGGGAGGAUUAACACGCCACUACAAGCCACCCUCAGAUGAACUUACAAAGGAGGUGUCCCGACUUAUCACCACUCCUUCCGGGCUUCGUGACAUGUUCGCAGAAACUCUCUACGGAUCAGAUGAGGCAACCUACAAGCAGGGUGAGUACCAAGGAUCUGAUUUGGCAUAUGCCCUUCCAAUCUGCGUUGAGGCAGACAAGAUUGCCUCUACUCUCCGCCGCGAGAAGCGAGAGCCAACACAGGCAGAAGCCGACAAGAUUGCCGAGGCAGACGCUCUGCGGGAUAUCCUGAUCCAGGUUGAUGUGUUCCCAUACUUGACACCUGAAGAGGGAAGCGAGGGGUACGUCCGUCCUGCCAUCUUGGGAACCGAAGAGCGUCUUGCCAACUUGGAACAAAAGACAUUCGACGAUGUCCUUGAAGCUACCACCGCCAAGACCGCAUAA
Seminavis robusta is the source of this 2421-nucleotide messenger RNA. Lineage: Eukaryota; Bacillariophyta; Bacillariophyceae; Naviculales; Naviculaceae. The record is from the annotation of a GenBank genome assembly.